Microstroma glucosiphilum is the source of this 4383-nucleotide messenger RNA. Its product is annotated as putative ATP-binding multidrug cassette transport protein. The record is from RefSeq and is a predicted model, not a curated record. Gene Ontology annotation, biological process: transmembrane transport. Lineage: Eukaryota; Fungi; Basidiomycota; Exobasidiomycetes; Microstromatales; Microstromataceae. The transcript is spliced from 2 exons. Gene Ontology annotation, molecular function: ABC-type transporter activity; ATP binding; ATP hydrolysis activity. Bases 1 to 4383 code for a protein of 1460 amino acids. Gene Ontology annotation, cellular component: membrane.
AUGGCCGGCCUUACCCCAGGCGCAGCGGCUCCUUUGCACAUGGAUGUCGACUCGGCAUCGCUCACCCGACAGCAGGCCCAGAUUCAGCCAGAGAUCUCCUCAACCCACGAAGAUGAGACCAGGGCUCAGUCAGAGUCCUCAGAGGUCAAUGUUGCCGAGGCCAAGAGCACUCUGGCCAGCGUAGACAAGCAAUUGCAGGAUGAACAACGCCAGGCUGCAUCCUCAGAUGUCGAAAAGGGCGACGACUUUAUCCCUUUCAAUCUGCAGGAUUGGCUGCGCAAUUUUGCACAGGAUGCGCAGAUGGAUGACAGCCAGGCAAGCCGAAAGCGUUUGGGUGUCAGCUGGGAGAACCUCGACGUCAUUGGAACGGCUUCGAUGGACCUGAAGGUACCCACCAUUCCCGGUAUGGCCGUGUAUGAGAUCGUUGGCCCUAUCUUCAAGCUGUUGAAGAUGUUCGGCAUCAACCCCGUGAAGCAGGGUCAGAGGAAGCUCCUCCAGGGCUUUACUGGUGUCGCAAAGCCAGGAGAGAUGGUCCUCGUUCUUGGUCGACCUGGCUCAGGAUGCUCGACCUUCCUCAAGACCAUCGCUGACAAGCGCAGCGGUUUCAUCCGAGUCGACGGAGACGUCAACUACGGUGGCAUCGGAGCCAAGGAGAUGGACAAGCGCUUCCGAGGUCAGGUCGUUUACUCGGAAGAAGAUGAUGUGCACAAUGCCACCCUUACGGUUUCUCGUACCAUCGACUUUGCCCUUCGACUGAAGGCUUCCGGUGCCACGCUCCCCGAUCACACUCAGCGUACCUUCCGUAAGCUCAUCCGAGACACUAUGCUCAAGGCUUUUAACAUUGAGCACACCAAGCACACACUCGUCGGUAGUGCCACCGUACGAGGUGUUUCGGGUGGAGAGAGGAAGCGAGUGUCCAUCAUCGAGGCCCUGUGCUCUAACGCCACCAUUCUCAGUUGGGACAACUCAUCCCGAGGUCUCGAUGCCUCCACCGCCUACGACUACGCCAAGUCGAUGCGAGUCCUCACCGACUUCCUGCAGGCGACAAUGUUCGUCUCCCUCUACCAAGCCUCGGACGUCAUCUACAAUGAGUUCGACAAGGUUCUGAUCAUCGAAGAGGGACGAUGCGUCUACUUUGGUCCCCGUGAGCAGGCACGACAGUACUUCAUCGACCUGGGAUACGAAGACCGACCUCGUCAGACGGCUGCCGACUGGAUUACCGGAUGUACCGACCAGUACGAGCGCCUCUACCAGGAAGGCCGAGGCCCUCACAACGUGCCCUCGACGCCCGAGGACCUCGAGGCAGCCUACAAGAAGAGCGAUGUCUAUCAACUCAUGCUGCAGGACAAGCUUGCUUACGACACUGCCACAAAGGAGGGUCACGUCGACUUCGAAAAGACCUUCAGGACAGCUGUCAAAGACGAAAAGCACACCGGUGUGGGCAAGCAUUCGCAGUACACCGUUUCCUGGCCUGCCCAAGUCUACGCUCUUUUCCUGCGACAGAUGCAGAUGCUCUUGGGUGACAAAUUCGACAUUGCCAUGUCGUACGUCACUUCAAUCGUUCUCGCCCUCGUUGCCGGUGGUAUCUUCUUCGACCUUCCUACGACCUCUGCCGGUGUCUUCACCCGAGGAGGAUGUCUGUUCAUUCUACUCCUCUUCUCGUCCCUGACCGCCUUCGCCGAAUUGCCGACAAUGAUGCUGGGCCGACCGAUUCUGGCUCGUCAAUCUGGCUUUGCAUUCUUCAGGCCGUCGGCUCAGACCGUGGCCUCCCUACUGGCAGAUUUCCCCUUCGGUAUCCCUCGAAGCACCCUGUUCAUCGUGAUCCUCUACUUCAUGUCAGGACUCUACCGAUCAGCAAGUGCAUUCUUCACCGCCUGGUUCAUCGUCCUCAUUGCCUAUUACAGUUUCAGAGCACUCUUCACAUUCUUUGGCGCGGUUACCCGGGACUUCUAUGGUGCCGCUCGACUCGCUGCCGUUGUCAUGACGAUGCUCGUGCUCUGGGCUGGAUAUGUCAUUCCUCAGGCAUCCAUGGCACGAUGGCUCUUCUGGAUCUCAUACCUCAAUCCCGUUUUCUACGCGUUCGAGGCCCUCAUGGUCAAUGAAUUCAGCCGAGUCACGUUCACUUGCGUCGCCUCAAACAUUGUGCCAUAUGGUCCCGGCUACCCAGCAGAUCUUGGACCGAACCAGAUCUGCACCGUCGUUGGAUCGACUCCAGGCUCGGAUCUUAUCCCCGGUAUGGCUUACCUUACUGGGUCGUUCGAUUACCAGUUGUCUCACAAGUGGAGGAACGUCGGUAUCCUUUUGGCGUUCCUCUUUGGUCUUGUCGGUCUUUGCUGCCUGGCCAUGGAAACCUCUGAGCAGGGCACCUUCAGCUCGGCCAUGACCGUCAAGAAGCCCUCGAACAAGGAAGAGACGAAGCUCAACGAGAGGCUCGCUGACAGACGAUCUGGCGCGACGGAGAAGACCGAGGCGAAGCUCGAGGUCUACGGCAAGCCAUUCACUUGGUCCAACCUGAAGUACACCGUACCUGUCAAGGGCGGCAAGCGCCAAUUGCUUGACAGCAUCGACGGCUACGUCGUUCCUGGUACCAUGACGGCUCUCAUGGGUUCUUCCGGUGCCGGAAAGACGACUUUGCUCGACGUACUUGCCGACCGCAAGACCAUUGGUGUCAUUGAGGGUGACCGUCUUAUCGAGGGCAAGCCCAUCGACAUCUCCUUCCAACGACAGUGUGGUUACGCAGAGCAACAGGACAUCCACGAGCCCAUGUGCAGUGUUCGAGAGGCUCUGCGAUUCAGUGCCUACCUGCGACAGCCUUACGAGACCUCCAUCGAGGAGAAGAAUCAGUACGUCGAAGACAUCAUUGAGCUCCUCGAGUUGCACGAGCUCGCCGAUGCCAUCAUUGGUUACCCUGCCUUUGGUCUAGGUGUCGGAGACCGAAAGCGUGUCACAAUCGGUGUCGAAUUGGCUGCCAAGCCUUCCAUGCUUUUGUUCCUCGACGAGCCCACGUCUGGUCUCGACGGUCAGUCCGCCUUCACCAUCUGCCGUGUGCUCAAGAAGCUCGCCGACGCUGGACAGACCAUCCUGUGCACCAUCCACCAGCCAUCAUCGCUUCUCUUCGAGACCUUUGACCGACUGCUUCUUCUGCAACGAGGUGGACAGGUUGUCUACAACGGUCCCGUUGGUAAGGAUGGACAGCACCUCAUCAAGUACUUUGCCGACCGUGGUGCCCAAUGUCCUCCCGGAAUCAACCCCGCCGAGUUCAUGCUCGAUGCUAUUGGAGCAGGAAGUCAGCCUCGUAUGGGUAAGAAGGACUGGGCCGAGCACUACCGUGAGAGCUCGAUGCAUCAGGACAACUUGCGCAAGAUUGAGGAGAUCAACCGAGAGGGAGCCAGCAUCCCGGCUACCAAGGUCAACAAGGGUUCCGAGUACGCAGCCCCAUGGUUGUUCCAGUUCAAGGUUGUCCUCAGGCGUACCUUGCUCUCCACAUGGCGUCAACCUUCGUACCAGUACACCCGUCUCAUCCAGCACAUCGUCUUUGCUCUGCUCACCGGUCUCCUCUUCUUGCAGCUGGGCAACAACGUCACCACUCUGCAGUACCGAGUCUUUGCCUUGUUCAUGCUUGCCGUCAUUCCGGCUAUCAUCAUGGCCCAGAUUGAGCCCUUCUGGAUUAUGGCUAGGUCUACCUGGAUCCGAGAAGAGACGUCCAAGACCUUCUCUGGCACAGUCUUUGCUGUCACUCAGUUGAUCAGUGAGGUACCCUAUGCUAUCGUCUGUUCUACGGCCUUCUUCCUGUUGCUCUACUACCUGGUCGGCUUCCAGACUGACUCUAACAGGGCAGGCUUCUUCUGGGUCAUGACGUUCCUGACGGAACUCUUCGCGAUUACGAUUGGAACCAUGAUCGCAUCGUUCUGCGCCAACGCUUACCUUGCAUCGCUGUUCACACCGUUCCUCAUCGUCAUCAUGUCCCUGACUUGCGGUGUCCUCACCCCACCGGCGUCUAUGCCCAACGGCCUCUACAACCAGUUCCUCUACAACGUCAACCCUAUUCGCUUCUCCAUCUCUUCCCUCAUCGCCAACGAGUUCCAGGAUCUGCCAGUCGUUUGCGACGAAUCUGAGUUCUACACUUUCUCGCCUCCUGCAGGCCAGACUUGUGGAGCCUACGCAGGACCCUACAUUGCCAGCGCAGGAGGCUACCUCAACAACCCCGAUGCUACCACUGGCUGCCAAUACUGCACUUACUCGACUGGAUCGGAAUUCUUUGGUGCAUUCGACAUCACUUUCGGAGAGCGAGGCAGGGAUCUGGGCAUCAUGAUUGCCUUUGUUGCCUUUAACGCCAUCCUCACCGUCGUCUUCACAAAAUACCUCAAGUUCUCUAACAGAUAG